AAGGAGAGUGGUCCGGGUGGAUUCCCUUGCACCGUAGUACACGUCCGUAGCCAGCAACAUAAAUUAGAAGGCACAUCCAGUUCAGAACCAAAAUCGGGAAUGUCAUUCACUGGCGAGUUUCCCCACUCGUUAACUGCAUUAAGUGUUGAGGCGGACAGCGAUGAAUAUGAGCCAGAUAGUGAAGCAGUGAUUACCGUAACUGGGGAUCCUGGUACUCGUGUAGGUGUAUUAGCAGUUGAUAAGGCUGUGUACUUACUCAAUGAUGCGCAUAAAUUGACAGCACAAAAGAUGUUUCAAAGAAUGGACACAUUUGAUCUUGGUUGUGGACCAGGUGGUGGAAAAAAUGCAAAGGAGGUGUUUGAGGAUGCUGGCAUGUUGGUUAUGACCGAUGCUAGUUUGGAAACAGAAAAAAGGGAAAGUUAUGGGUGUAGUGCCGUUGUAGUUGCUAGAAAAAGAAGAUCCCUGAGCGCAAAAGCUAAUGAGUAUAAUGGUAUGUUACGAGACUUUUGCAUAGAUGGACAGAACAGCGCUAGAAAAUCGCCAAUAGAUAUUGAAAACUUUGAAGAGUAUUGUACUGAACAAGCUUCACAACUAGAAGAUAUGCGUGUAGGGACAAUAAAGCAAAAUAAUGAACGUUUUGAAGCAUUUGCUGAUUGCUGCUUAAGUGCCCUGGAAAGUACCAGAGAAAUUAGUAGUCGAAUUGGUAGAUUUGAAAGUGAUGAAUUUACAGAUGACGAGAAUAUUGACGAAGAUGUCGAAUUAGUUUUGCAAGUCAGAUCUGAUUUUUCAGAGACAUGGAUAUUUUCAGAUGAUUUCCUAGAUGAAAAUGGUCAGAUGACAUUGCCUGUGACUGUACCAAGUAGCCUAACUCAGUGGAUUGUACAGGCGGUUGGAGUAAACCGUGAUACAGGCAUAUGUGUUUCACAGCCAUUUGAGUUACUUGCAUUUAAACAUUUUUUUAUUCAGCUGAGUCUACCAUAUUCUGUUAUAAUGAGAGAGCAGAUUGAAAUCAGAGCGACUGUAUUCAACUAUGGUGCACGUGAUCUAGCUGUAAGUGCUUACAUGUACGGUGUGGAAGGUAUCUGUUCUGAUGCCAAACCUGGGGAAAGAAGUGAUGGUAAAUGGUUUAUCGUGAAGGCAAAAAACGCAGCAUUGUUUACAUUUACAGUUAUUCCACUAAAAGUUGGUAACUUUCCAAUCAAAAUCGAAGCACUCAGUCCAAUUGGUGAUGAUAUUGUGGAAAGGAUAUUGAAAGUGGAACCUGCUGGUAUUCAACAUUCCUUCAAACAUUCAGUGUUGCUCGACCCUACCGGUUUGCUGAGUAACAGAGUAGGAGUUGAUAAUACAGAAAAUACUGACCAAGGGCCGGUUAAGAACAUUGAGCAUAAACAUUUUGAGAAACAUCGUCAAUUUAAUGAAAUAGACAUUAGGAUGCCUGCUGAUGUGAUUCCCGAUUCACCUGAAUGUCGUGUUAACAUAGGUGAAUGUGAUGUACUCGCGCAAUAUAAUUGCCAAAACCAGACUAAUAGUCAACCAGCCUUACGUUUAUACCUGUGUACAGACAGGGCGAGUUGUUGGUUUCAGUGGUUCUGCCCUUUGCUGAGUGGAACAGGGAGGAGUGACGGCAUAUCAACAAAAAGCGGCUCACUUUCUAAGUCAAUUUCGUAUCUGGAGGGGAGAAUUAAAGAUACUGAUAGACCAUAUGCUGUGGCUAUAAUUACGUAUGCAUUGGUCUUGGCUAACAGUGGAAAAAAACAUGAGGCAAAUGAACAAUUGAGGGCGCUUGCUACAUAUGAUAAAGAAACAAAUUCCCGACACUGGACAACAGACGCAGCAAUCUUUGGUGAUGGAAAUAAACCAUAUUGGUACACCCACAAUCCAUCAGCAAUUGAAGUAGAAACAACUGCGUAUGCCUUAUUAACACAAGUGGAACUUAAUGAUAUUGCAUAUAGCAAUGCAAUAGUCGUUUGGUUAACAUCGCAGAGAAAUUCACAGGGGGGAUUCAUUUCUACACAAGACACAAUUAUUGCUCUGUAUGCCCUGGUUAAGUAUUCGGCAGCAGCUAGAAAUGUGAUUGAGACACCGGUACACAUGAAUUGCACAAUAACAAUAGAAGCUGAUGAUGCCUAUAGCGAAGUAAUCCCUUUAAAUGAAGGGUCCAUGGUGCAGCACAUUAGAGAGGUACCUGUUGGUGGCAAGCUGUAUAUUGACACUACUGGAACAGGUAUUGGAAAUCUUCAAGUAGAAGUUAGGUAUAACACGCCGGCUCUUUAUGCAGAAACGUGUGCAUUUAACAUCACCGUGAAUGUAGUAGAACCACGCCUACGUAGAAGAGAUAACACCCUCAGUAAUUCCGUCAUCCAUUUGACUGUUACUGUAAGAUACAACAAACCUGGCAGUACAGGAAUGGCAAUUAUUGAUGUUGGACUGUUUUCAGGAUUUGAGCCAAUCAAAACGUAUUUGGAGAAGAUGAAAAAUAAUGAGGCGCAAUUCCAAAGUUACGACGUCAACAAACGUUCGGUUAUAUUCUACAUUGAUCAGAUAACAAACCAGACCGAUGUUACAAUUGAAUUUGACAUCAAGCAAGUAUUUAAUGUAGGGAAAGUUCAACCAGUUGCGGUUAAAGUUUAUGACUAUUAUUCACCAGAUGUACAAUGCACCAAGUUUUAUCAGGCUGAAGAAGGAAGUGCACUACUUGACACUUUGUGCGAAGGUUAUAUAUGUGUCUGUGCUGAAGGGAAAUGUGGUAAAUGCUUAGAUAAACAACCUAUUAGAACAUUAGAGAAUAAAGGCGAUUUAGUCGAAAAGGCAUGUCACGACAUGGGCUAUGCAUUUAAAAUACAUGUAUUUAAUGUGAAGUUUGAAAAAGGAUGGGAACAUAUCACUGCCAUUAUUGAAGUCAUAGCUAAACACGGCAUCGAAGAUGUGUCCAUUAAUGAUCAAAUACAUAUCUGGAAGAGUUCCACCUGUGAAUGUCCUAAAAUCGAACCAGACGUCAAAUAUUUCAUUAUGGGAAGAGAUCCUGAAUCAUUUGUAGAUGAAAAUGGUUUUGAAAGUUACAAGUACCUGAUUGAUGAAACAAGCUACAUUGAAGCAUUUCCAGCAGUGGGACGUCGGCAUAACAUUCUUCAACGUGUAAUGCACAGUUUGACUGACGGGGCUUGCACUGCCUGA
Saccoglossus kowalevskii is the source of this 3174-nucleotide messenger RNA. Its product is annotated as A.superbus venom factor 1-like. Gene Ontology annotation, molecular function: endopeptidase inhibitor activity; protein binding. Gene Ontology annotation, cellular component: extracellular region. Lineage: Eukaryota; Metazoa; Hemichordata; Enteropneusta; Harrimaniidae. The record is from RefSeq and is a predicted model, not a curated record.